Thalassophryne amazonica is the source of this 2365-nucleotide messenger RNA. It is a transcript of the gene septin5a, whose product is annotated as septin 5a. The record is from RefSeq and is a predicted model, not a curated record. The coding region runs from base 166 to 1296 and encodes 376 amino acids. Gene Ontology annotation, molecular function: molecular adaptor activity; GTPase activity; GTP binding. Gene Ontology annotation, biological process: cytoskeleton-dependent cytokinesis; regulation of exocytosis. The transcript has 11 exons. Gene Ontology annotation, cellular component: microtubule cytoskeleton; synaptic vesicle; septin ring. NCBI's taxonomy places the organism in Eukaryota, Metazoa, Chordata, Actinopteri, Batrachoidiformes, Batrachoididae.
AACAAAAGCAGAGAAAGAGAAGAGGGCAGUUUUUGUUUUGGGAACAGGCAGGAGAAGAGAGAGUCUCUGAGGAUUGUGUGUGUGCGCGUGUGCGUGGGCCUCACGUUUUCUCUGCUGGGACUCUUCUCAGGCUGUUUACUUCUGUCAGUAUCGGUGCGGUUUAGGAUGGAUGCCAUGAUGCUGCAAGAGAAACUGGUGGAACAACUGCUGUGCCCACGAGUGAGAACCGCCAGGCAGAAGGAAAAACAGUAUGUGGGUUUUGCAACACUGCCCAACCAGGUCCACAGGAAGUCUGUGAAGAAAGGCUUUGACUUCACUCUCAUGGUGGCAGGAGAGUCUGGUAUGGGUAAAUCUACUCUGGUCAACAGCCUUUUCCUCACAGAUCUCUACAAGGACAGAAAGCUGCUGAAUGCUGAGGAGCGUAUUAAUCAGACUGUAGAGAUCAUCAAGCACACUGUAGACAUUGAGGAAAAAGGAGUCAAGCUCAAGCUGACCAUCGUGGAUACACCAGGGUUUGGAGAUGCGGUCAACAACAACGAGUGCUGGAAGCCAAUCACAGACUACAUUGACCAACAAUUUGAGCAGUACUUCAGAGAUGAGAGUGGACUGAACAGGAAGAACAUCCAGGACAACAGAGUCCACUGCUGUCUCUACUUCAUACCUCCGUUUGGUCACGGGCUGCGUCCGGUGGAUGUGGAAUUCAUGAAGGCUCUACAUGAAAAGGUGAACAUAAUUCCCCUCAUCGCCAAAGCCGACUGUCUCACGCCAGUUGAGAUUAAGAAGCUGAAAGACAGGAUACGGGAGGAGAUCGAUAAGUUUGGCAUCAAGGUGUACCAGUUCCCAGAGUGUGACUCUGAUGAGGAUGAAGAGUUUAAGCAACUUGACAAAGAGCUGAAGGAGUGCACCCCGUUUGCAGUGAUUGGCAGUAACACAGUGGUGGAGGCUCGAGGGCAGAGAGUGAGGGGGAGACUUUACCCCUGGGGGAUCGUUGAAGUGGAAAACCAGUCACACUGCGACUUUGUGAAGCUGAGGAACAUGCUGAUUCGAUCGCACAUGCACGACCUCAAGGACGUGACCUGUGACGUGCACUACGAAAACUACAGGGCACAGUGCAUACAGGAGAUGACCAGUAAACUGGCUCAGGACAACCGGAUGGAGAGUCCCAUUCCCAUCCUGCCACUGUCCACUCCUGAUGUGGACACAGAGAAAUUAAUCAAGAUGAAAGAUGAGGAGCUGAAGAGGAUGCAGGAGAUGCUGAAUAAGAUGCAGCAGCAGAUGCACGAGAAGGACCAGUGAAGACUCUCCAAGCAAACCUGUGACACAGCGCCACCUGCUGUCUCUAACGUGAAUGACUGCGUGACCUUCAGACCUCAAAGAUGACAACAAAGCGUGGUGUUUGAGGAAACUGGCUGUACAUUUAUAUCUUCAGUUUGGUGCUUUGUAUAGUUUGUCUGCCUGGAAAAAUUUUUCCUCUCAAACUAUCUGUUUGCCCACUUUGAGCCCUUUGCUGUUGUUUAACAGUCUUUACGGAUAUAAUAUAAAAUGCUUAAUUUAAAUUACUACUCAGUGUAUCUAAUUUAUAAAUGCAAUGCUAAACAUUUUGAAUAUUUUAUCAGGGUAUGAACAUGUGUGCUGCAAGUUGUUUUGGAAUAAAUAUAUGUUUACAUGUUUAGAUUUGGACAUGGAUAUUGUUUUUAUUGUGUGUGUGUGUGUGAGAGAGAGAGAGAGAGAGAGAGACAGACAGUGGAGGUCUUGAGUUUUGUUUCCUUCAUGAAUUUUCCUCCUUUGAUAUCUCCAGGUAUCCAUAACGUUUGCAUUUUUUCCUGCAAAAGUGCCGCAGUAACUUAUUGUACAUUACUUAAAUCAAGUGGCUGCCCUCUGAUCAUCAUGUUUUGUGUUUUUCUUACAUGGCAAAUCAAAAUAACCUCUUUCAGCAUUUUGUGGCUGAACUGAAAAUCUGCUAUUUGCCCGUGGCUGACUGUGACAUAAAGGAAGGUUAAGGUGGCAUUCAGGGUGCAUGUGCAGGCACGCUGCCAGUACUCAUACUUGCUAAAUGCUGUGGAUUCAUUCUUACUGCUUUGUAGCCCUGCUUGUAUUAAAACGUAUUAUGACCUUUGCCUUGUUGCCACUAUGGGACAGCAGAAAUACAUCAAAAUGAGGAGUAAAUACUGCAUCUUCUGUUUUACCUGUCUGUAUUUGGAGGUACAUUUCUGUAUUCUUUGUUGUAAAGUAACUCACAUGCAUCCUCUGUGUGAGUUAGAUGUGUGCAGGUUUGUGUGAGGAGAGUACAUGCGUUACCUGAAGGCCAUGAUCUCAGCCUGUGCCCAUUUAUAAAAGUGAAGCAAAUAAACAUUUGUUUAAUGUC